Molecule: messenger RNA, 1873 nt
Organism: Venturia canescens
Lineage: Eukaryota; Metazoa; Arthropoda; Insecta; Hymenoptera; Ichneumonidae
Product: putative GTP-binding protein 6
Exons: 4
Coding region: 416-1858 (480 amino acids)
Cellular component (GO): cytoplasm
Molecular function (GO): GTP binding; ribosome binding
Source: RefSeq, a predicted model, not a curated record
AACGGUCGCCGCUUGAAACUCUCGUUAAAGAUUGCAAUCACCAUAACCUCCGAAGCAAAUUUUGUAGUUUGAUAUCGAAUUUGUAAAUAAUGGUGGAUGAAAAAAAUAAAAAGAAAGAGCCGAUUACUGUGAGAGAAUUGGGGGACCUGUCGGCCGAUUGCAUUUUCUCGGCAACUAAAUCUUCGAUUUUAAUUCUCCUUUUCGGGGGUGGAGCUAUUCAAAUAUCUCAACAUUUGUUGAAGCCGAUCUAUUACAUCAGGCCAGAAGUGAGAUUCCUUACUACAUCAUUGAGUAGCCUUUUUCUUGGCCUCUAUUCUGUUAAGUGGCUUAAAAACCGCUGUGAUAAAAAAAUCUCUGAUAUGUAUGAUACUGACAACCCGAUUAGAUAAACCAAGUCUGCUGGAUCAAAAAUGAGAUGUUGAAAGCAAUGUAUAUUGCAAGAAGUUUGUUGACUGGAAUGUCCAGGCCAUCACAAGGGACAAGAAGAAUCCUGAAUAAAGCAAGCAAUGUAGAUUUAACAAAACGUAGAUAUUCGCAGGAAUUUUUUCUCAGUGAUGAUGAGGAAUUUGAGGCAGAGAACCAAGAGUACAUGGAAAUGACUGGUGAAUAUUUUAACCCGGUGGCUGAAGGUCACAGAACUUUUAUAAUGCAGCCAUAUGUGAAAUGGGGUGAGAAGAAAAAAAGGAUCACGACCCCGGAGUUGCAAUUAGAGGAAGCUGAAGCGCUCGUCAAAACUUUGCCUAAUUGGAGUGUUGUGGAUAAAAUUUGUAUGCCGCUUCUGAGUUUGGAGAAAAAUAAACUCGUCGGCAAAGGCAACAUGGAGAAAUUGCAGUCUAUAUUUCACAGAAACAGAUUCAUUAACGCCCUGUUUGUCAGCAAGAAUAUUCUGCGGCCGGUGCAAGUGACCGAGCUCCAGGAUGCGCUGGGUGUACCUGUUUUCGAUCGGUACGCUAUAGUCAUGCAAAUUUUCCGAGACCACGCAAAAACCCCAGAGGCCAGGCUGCAAGUAGCUCUCGCUGAACUCCCUUAUGUUUGGAAAAAAAUUCAUUUCGUAAUGGAGGACAGCGGCGGUAAAAUCAAUUUGAUAGAGAGUCGUAAAAAAUUAUUACAUUCUCGUGAAACUAAGCUGCGCAAUGCUCUUAAAAAACUCAAAGAACACAGACAAUUGAUCCGAAAAAAUCGUUUGCAAAACAAAAUUCCCAGCAUCGCUGUUGUCGGCUAUACAAAUGCUGGUAAAACUAGCCUAAUAAAAGCUCUCACCGGUGACGAAAGUCUCGAACCAAAAAAUUAUUUGUUCGCAACUCUUGAUACGACAUCUCAUCAAGGAACUUUGCCCUGUCAUUUGAAAGUUCUUUACAUGGACACCAUCGGUUUUAUUCAGGAUGUUCCUGAGAGUCUCAUUGAACCCUUUAUCGCGACCUUUGAGGAUGCAAUGAUAGCGGACCUCAUCGUUCACGUAUUCGACGCUAGUCAUCCAGACAGAGAAGCCCAAAUACAACACGUUCAGCAAACUCUGGACAUGCUGGUGAAGGACGAAAGACCAAUUAUAAACGUAGCCAAUAAAUGCGAUAUCGCUGAUAAAGGAAGCAUACCCGACUCCGUGCUUGCUGUGUCUUCAAUCAAUUCUACAGGUAUCGAUUUACUGCGUAUCGAAAUCGAGAGGGAAUUAUUAGCAGUGACUGGGCGAAAUUGUAUGACGAUCCGGGUCAAGUCCGGAAGUUCUGAAUACGCGUGGUUGUACAAGGAAACAGUAGUAAAGAGCAUCGAGGCAGAUCCAAACGAUCCGGAAUAUAUGUUGAUGGAGGUUAUCGCGACGCCGCAUCAUCUUCACAAAUUUCGACAAUUUCUCAAACAAUAAAUCGUGAUCAUUAUA